Messenger RNA from Nomia melanderi (Alkali bee), 6715 nucleotides. It is a transcript of the gene Mi-2, whose product is annotated as chromodomain-helicase-DNA-binding protein Mi-2 homolog. Gene Ontology annotation, cellular component: nucleus; chromatin. The record is from RefSeq and is a predicted model, not a curated record. Gene Ontology annotation, biological process: chromatin remodeling. Lineage: Eukaryota; Metazoa; Arthropoda; Insecta; Hymenoptera; Halictidae. Gene Ontology annotation, molecular function: chromatin binding; ATP hydrolysis activity; ATP-dependent chromatin remodeler activity.
AUUUUUUUUUUGUUUUUCUUUUUAAUGACGUUCGUUUGUACAUGCUCGAAUGUAUUCAACGAAGAUUCCUGAAAUUAUUUCGUUUUUAUCAGGUGAAGAUGAUAUAGAAGAAACUGGAGGUCAAGUUUCGAAUGUUACCCAGCCAGUGGAUGGUUCAUCAGAUGCAGAAGAAUCUCAGAGAUUAGAGGAAGAUGAUGAUUAUGAACCAGAAGAAAGGAAGAAGAAGAAAGGAAAAAAGCGAAAAGCACGCAGUGAAGACAAGAAGGGAAAGAAAAAGAAGAAAAAGAAAAAAUCUGAUUCCGGAGAUGAGAGCGAUUUUGGAGGUGGUGGUGGUGAAACAGGUGACGUAGGUGGAGAUGACAGUGACUAUGCAGGAAACAGAAAAAGUAGGAAAUCUUCGUCAAGAAAGUCAUCUAGUCAUACAGCACCAGCUCCUCCAAGUCAGGAGCCUACCACAGGCAUGCCUACCAUUGAAGAAGUUUGUAAUACCUUUGGAUUGACUGAUGUACAGAUCGAAUACACUGAUGCAGACUUCCAAAACUUAACAACUUAUAAAUUAUUCCAACAACACGUUAGACCUCUUUUAGCAAAGGAGAAUCCAAAAGUACCAAUGUCAAAACUUAUGAUGUUGGUAGCCGCCAAAUGGCGCGAUUUCUCCGAAUUGAAUCCCCAUACGCAACCCGAUGCAGACGUAUCAUCUGCUAAUGUUGACGAAGAUAAUAGAAAUUCAAGGUCGAAUCGUAGCGGUACAGUACAAGAAGGCGAGGACGAAGAGGACGACGAUGAGGACAGUGAUAGAAAACGAAAAUCGAGAGGGUCCAGAGCCAAAAAAGGAAAGAAAGCGUCUAAAGUACCCACAUUGAAAAUAAAACUUGGAAAGCGUAAACGAGGAAGCUCGGAUGAGGAAGCAGAAGGAAGCGGAGUCGGUACCGACAGAGACUCUGACAUGGAAUUUGAACAGAUGUUGGCUGAUGCGGAAGAGCCGUCUGGCGCGGAUGGAACAAACAAAGGGAACAUCGAGGACAGCGGGGUUGAGCCACCAGCAGAACCCCCAGUCCGUAGGAAGGCAAAAACUAAAAUUGGUAACAAGACUAAGAAAAAGAAAAAAACGAAAACUACAUCCAAGUUUCCGGAUGGAGAAGAAGGUCUUCAGACCGAUCAUCAAGACUAUUGCGAAGUGUGUCAGCAAGGUGGUGAAAUCAUAUUGUGUGACACAUGCCCUAGAGCAUAUCAUUUAGUAUGCUUAGAGCCUGAAUUAGAAGAAACACCCGAAGGGAAAUGGAGUUGUCCUCAUUGUGAAGGAGAAGGUAUUGCAGGCGCAGCGGAAGACGACGACGAACACAUGGAAUUCUGUAGAAUAUGUAAAGACGGCGGCGAAUUGUUAUGCUGUGAUAGUUGUACUAGCGCGUACCACACACACUGUUUAAAUCCACCGCUCUCCGAAAUUCCCGAUGGCGACUGGAAAUGCCCCAGAUGUUCUUGUCCACCUCUACGUGGGAAAGUAGCAAAGAUUUUAACGUGGAGGUGGAAAGAGUGUUCAGAAACACCCUCGGAGGAGCCUUCUACGAGCAAAGCUGCUCCCAAGCAGCGUAAAAUCCGCGAAUUCUUUGUAAAAUGGGCGGACAUGUCAUACUGGCAUUGCGACUGGAUUACAGAGUUGCAAUUGGAUGUUUUCCAUCCACUUAUGUUCAGGAAUUACUCACGAAAAUAUGACAUGGACGAACCGCCGAAGUUGGAGGAGCCAUUGGAUGAAAGCGACUCUCGCGUAAAACGACUGAAAGAACAGGAUGGUGCUACGAACAGAGAUGAAUACAACUUGGAAGAACGGUUCUAUCGUUAUGGUGUUCGACCGGAAUGGCUCGUGGUGCAUCGAGUAAUUAAUCAUCGACUUUCACGAGACGGCAGGGCAACGUAUCUAGUUAAAUGGAGGGAGUUAGGAUACGACCAAGCUACUUGGGAAGACGAACACGAAGAUAUUCCGGGCUUGAAACAGGCAAUCGAGUAUUAUCUGGAUCUCAGGGCAGCGAACUGUUGCGACGGUAGUUCCUCGCGCAAGGGCAAGAAGGGUAAAGCUAAAAAGUCGAAGACUCGUGAGCUUAUCGACGAUGAAGAAAGAACACCUAAAAGAUACACUCCGCCACCGGAUAAACCUACCACUGACCUCAAAAAGAAAUACGAGCGACAACCAGAAUACUUGGAUCAAACAGGAAUGCAAUUGCAUCCUUAUCAAUUAGAAGGAUUGAAUUGGUUGAGAUACUCCUGGGGCCAAGGUAUAGAUACUAUUUUGGCGGACGAGAUGGGUCUAGGGAAAACUAUUCAAACCAUUACUUUCCUGUACUCUUUGUACAAAGAAGGUCAUUGCAAAGGACCUUUCUUGGUUUCCGUGCCUCUGUCAACUAUCAUCAAUUGGGAACGUGAAUUUGAAACCUGGGCACCUGACUUCUACUGUGUUACUUACGUUGGUGAUAAGGAUAGCCGUAUCGUGAUUCGUGAGAACGAGUUGUCUUUCGAAGAGGGUGCUGUACGCGGCGGUAGAGCGUCGAAAAUCCGGUCUUCUCAAAUCAAGUUCAACGUGCUGCUUACCAGUUACGAACUCAUUUCUAUCGACUCCGCGUGCCUGGGAUCCAUAGAUUGGGCUGUGUUAGUAGUAGACGAGGCGCACAGAUUGAAAUCCAAUCAGUCGAAGUUCUUCAGACUUUUAGCGUCCUAUAAUAUCGCGUACAAGUUAUUAUUAACUGGUACUCCCUUGCAGAACAACUUGGAAGAGUUGUUCCAUCUGCUAAACUUCUUGUGCCGCGACAAAUUCAACGACUUAGCUGCGUUCCAGAACGAAUUCGCUGACAUUUCGAAGGAGGAGCAGGUGAAGAAGUUGCAUGAACUCCUUGGUCCUCACAUGUUGAGGAGGUUGAAGGCUGACGUAUUAAAGAACAUGCCAAGUAAAUCAGAGUUCAUCGUUCGCGUUGAGCUGUCGCCGAUGCAGAAGAAAUACUACAAGUACAUUCUGACGAGAAAUUUCGAAGCGUUGAAUCCCAAGGGAGGAGGUCAACAAGUAUCGCUUCUAAACAUCAUGAUGGACUUGAAGAAAUGUUGCAACCAUCCUUACUUAUUCCCGGCCGCGUCUCAAGAAGCGCCAACUGCGCCUAACGGUAGCUACGAAACGUCUGCGUUGAUCAAAGCUGCUGGCAAAUUAGUAUUAUUAAGCAAAAUGCUGAAAAAGUUGCGGGACGACGGCCAUAGAGUACUGAUCUUUUCGCAAAUGACGAAAAUGUUGGACAUUCUUGAGGAUUAUUUGGAAGGAGAAGGUUACAAGUACGAGAGAAUCGAUGGCAACAUCACAGGCGCUCAGCGACAAGAGGCUAUAGACAGAUUCAAUGCUCCCGGUGCGCAGCAAUUCGUUUUCUUGCUUUCCACUCGCGCGGGUGGCUUGGGCAUCAACUUAGCCACAGCCGACACUGUGAUUAUUUACGAUUCCGAUUGGAAUCCGCACAAUGACAUUCAAGCGUUCAGCAGAGCUCACAGGAUCGGUCAGGCUAACAAGGUGAUGAUUUAUAGAUUCGUCACCCGUAAUUCCGUGGAGGAACGAGUUACACAAGUAGCGAAACGCAAAAUGAUGCUGACUCAUUUGGUCGUUAGACCUGGAAUGGGUGGGAAAGGUUCGAACUUCAGCAAACAAGAACUAGACGACAUUUUACGAUUCGGUACCGAGGAAUUGUUCAAGGAGGAAGAAGGUAAAGAGGAUGAAGCAAUUCAUUACGAUGACAAAGCCGUCGCCGAACUGUUAGACAGGAGCAAAGAGGGUAUCGAGCAGAAAGAGAAUUGGGCCAAUGAAUACUUAAGUUCCUUCAAAGUUGCGUCGUACGUAACCAAGGAAGGUGAAACAGAAGAGGAAGCAGACACCGAAAUUAUCAAGCAAGAAGCCGAAAACACGGAUCCUGCUUAUUGGAUCAAACUAUUGAGGCAUCAUUACGAACAACAGCAAGAAGAUAUUGCUAGAACACUUGGGAAAGGUAAACGAGUACGUAAACAGGUGAAUUACAACGACGGAGUAGUAACCGGGGAACAAGGGACAAGAGACGAUCAACCUUGGCAAGAGAAUUUGUCCGAUUAUAACAGCGAUUUCAGUGCGCCGAGCGACGACGACAAAGAGGACGAUGAUUUCGAUGAGAAAGGUGACGGAGAUCUAUUAUCUCGCAGGAGCAGACGAAGAUUAGAAAGGAGAGACGAAAAGGAUCGACCUCUUCCGCCGUUACUUGCACGAGUGAAUGGAAACAUUGAAGUGCUGGGCUUCAAUGCCAGGCAAAGAAAGGCAUUCUUGAAUGCGAUUAUGCGUUACGGAAUGCCACCGCAGGACGCAUUCAACUCUCAGUGUAUAUUGUCGCAUUUUAGGCUGGUACGGGAUCUCCGCGGUAAAUCGGAGAAGAACUUCAAAGCCUACGUGUCGUUGUUCAUGCGACAUCUCUGUGAGCCAGGCGCCGAUAAUGCUGAAACAUUUGCGGAUGGCGUGCCGAGAGAAGGUCUCAGUAGACAACACGUUUUGACGAGAAUCGGUGUGAUGUCAUUAAUUAGGAAAAAGGUUCAAGAAUUCGAGCACAUAAACGGGUACUAUUCGAUGCCUGAAAUGAUCCGGAAACCAGUCGAACCUGUCAAAGUAGAACCUGGAGACGCGGCAACCGGUACUAGUAGUACCAGCGCUACACCAGCCACUUCCAAUGCCCCUAGUCCAAGUCCAGCCGCAACUCCAACUCCAACUUCCGCUUCUGGAACCACGGCCAGCGAUGCCAGUAAAGCAAAUUCCGAUACGGCUGAAGUGAAAGAGGUGAAGGAAGAACAGAAAGACAAAGAGAAUGCAGAGGUAAAGGAUCUAAAAGAAGAACCUAAAGAUUCAAAGGAGGAUGAAGAGAGCAAUGCUGAGAAGGAUAAGGACAAGGAGGAUGUGAAGAAAGAAGAGAAAGACACGGAGACAGAACCAAUUGACAAAGAGAAAGAUAAAACAGAGACCAAGGACGAAAAGUCCGCGACGAAAGAAGAGAAGUUAGAGAGCAAUGAAAGCAAACCGAAACAGGACUCCGAAGAAGAUGUAGUCAUUGUUAAAGACGACGAGGAAGAGACCGAGAAGCGAGAGGACAAGGAUAACAAGGAAAAGGACGUGAAGGAUUGUGAUUCGGAGGUGAUGAAGCCCAAACGAAAAUUCAUGUUCAACAUUGCUGACGGCGGGUUCACGGAGCUGCACACAUUGUGGUUGAACGAGGAGAAAGCUGCUGUACCUGGCCGUGAAUACGAAAUUUGGCAUCGAAGACACGACUACUGGCUAUUAGCUGGUAUAGUCACACAUGGCUAUGGUCGUUGGCAAGACAUUCAGAAUGACAUCAGGUUCGCCAUAAUAAAUGAACCGUUCAAGAUGGACGUAGGCAAAGGUAACUUCCUAGAAAUAAAGAAUAAGUUUUUAGCUCGACGCUUCAAACUGUUGGAACAAGCGCUAGUGAUAGAGGAACAGUUGAGAAGAGCCGCGUACCUGAAUCUAACGCAGGAUCCUAAUCAUCCUGCGAUGAGUCUAAAUGCGAGAUUCGCUGAAGUCGAGUGCCUUGCUGAAUCCCAUCAACAUCUUAGCAAAGAAAGUCUUGCCGGUAACAAGCCAGCGAACGCUGUAUUACAUAAGGUACUAAACCAAUUGGAAGAACUAUUGUCCGACAUGAAAUCGGACGUGAGCCGUUUACCAGCGACUUUAGCUCGCAUUCCACCUGUUGCGCAAAGACUUCAGAUGUCUGAGAGAUCGAUAUUAAGUCGAUUGGCUGCGACUGCGCCAGGUGGCAAUAGUUCUCAAUCGGGACAAGCAGCUCUGUUAGCACAACAAUUCCCUGCAGGUUUCUCUAGCGGUCAAUUGCCAGCCACUUUCGCGGGGGCAGCCAAUUUCGGCAAUUUUAGACCACAAUACUCAGUACCAGGUCAACCUCCACAAGGAUUUACAGCUUGAAAUGUGAAUGGUUGACGAAAAGUGGCUCAAUUUGAAUAAUUCAAGGUGGCAUGGAUCGCACUACCUUGACACGAAAUCGUGUGCACUGUAUUAUUUUUCGUAAAUUACGAUUUUUAGCUGAAUUUUCAUUAGAGAUGCUAAGAUUUCAAAGAAACUGUAAUAGGCGACACAUAUUACACAGCAUACAUGGGCGCGUAAUAUCUUAACAUCUAAAUUACGUUAUUUCUUGUAUUUAUUACACAUGUACAUUCGGCGAUUAGCAUUGAAGUUUUCAUGUUUCUUUUUUGUUUUCUUUUUGUAUUUAUACAUGCGGUCUUUGUAGAAAUCGAAGUAAAUUAUUUUCUUAAGAUAAAUUGAGAGCAUAAUUUAUAUUUUCUUCAUUGGCCGGUGUAUCGUAAACGUAACGAUAAUAAUACCAUUUUACUUAAAUAAGAGAAAAAAAGAACUUAUUUAAGAAACGAAUAGUUUUACGUCGUGGAUCUAAAUGUGCGGUUUAUAGUAAGAUACGCUAAUUUAAGCGGUCGUUUUGCAUAAUUUAUUCCCAACGUUCUUUUUUCUUCAUUGACGAAUUAAUUUUGGAUCGCAUGCUCGUACGAAACAGCGAGAACCAACGACAGAGUACAAUGGCAAUCAUUUUAGUUAAGACUGACGUUGCAUAUUGUAUCAGAGAAAAAAAAAAUUCAUUUCGUAUACUAUACAUUGACUACUGUAAUGCAUGGGUUUAUAUAAACGAGAACUCGAUCA